CGCGCACCUGCCCGCCGGCUUGGGUAUCACUCCGCGGGACAACAUGGCGCAUGGCGAAACCAAUGAGAGCGUAGCGUUGGGCGAAGAGCCGGGGUACAGGGGAAUUGGAGGGUUGCGCAGGCAGGGACAAGGAUUCGGAAGUUUGAAGUAUUUUUUCGGGACGGCCGAAGGGACUGACAACAGAUGGUCGCCGAUGGCAUAGGGUGAGACCGAGUGCAGAGGAGAUGUCGUCAAGGAGAUUGAAGGGGCCGUUAUAUCGAUAUCGGCCAGUACUUUUAGAAAAAAAAUGGCCGAUCCUCUUGUAUCCUCGAUUCAGGAAAAUAAACUGACAACUCUUAACCGAAAAAUCAUCGAGAUUAAAAAGAAGAUUCAGCUGUCUGAGGGGCAGCGAAAAGCAAAUUUUGAAGAAUGCGACGCGAAGAAACGUGAGAGUUUGGAUAUACUUGGGAAUCUCAAGAAAGAAAUUAAAACACUUCAGAUUAAAUAUACCAAAGCUAAAAAUAAUGAAGAAGCUGCGGAUAAGGUGGCCCUCACGAGCCGCGAGUCGUCUGUGUGCGUUAGAAAAUGCGGCUUGGAGCAGGCCAUCGCCAGAGUCGAUGAAGACAAUAUUCGAUUGCGAAAAAAACUCGAUCUCGUCAAGUAUGAGAGUGAUAAGCAACAGGACAGACUCUCCAAACUGCUCGGGGAGUAUGAGCAGUACAUCAAUGGGAAGGUGCAAAAAUUCGUUGAGAGGAAAUUGGAUAAUCCAUUGAAAAAGAAAGUGAUAAGCCUAGAGAAUCAUUUGCAUCGAAUAAGCGUAAUGCAGAUGGAAGCGGACACUGUCCGUAAGAAAUACAGAUCAGUCAGAGCGAGCCUGAAAUCAGAUGCAGCCUUCUACGUCUCUCAAUUGAAAAAUCUGGAGAAGAGCAUAAAGGACCAAGAUGCUGAGAUAAAUCAGCUCCAGGGGGUUAAAACGGAGGCCGUCGAUUUGAGGGACAUAACGAAGGAGACACUCACGAAGCAGGAGAUCGAGGCUAUGCACACGAGCAAAGAACGGGAGAAUGUCAUUCUGGAUUACAGGCAACGGGUGGAGGACCGCCGAUUGGAGCUGGAGCGGCUUGAGAGGAUGAUAUUUCCGGCGGUUCGGCUGCCGCCGAGGGAGGAUGACUUCGAGGGGCCGGAGAAAACCGAGGGGUUGAGGCAAGAAAUUCCCGAUAAACCCAAAGACGAAAUUACAUUUUUGGAAGAAGCAUUCGCUAAACUCCGAAGCGCCACCGGCGUUACGAGAAAUGCCGAUGUUUUGGAUCGGUUUCUCGCACAGCGCGCUACGAAAGAGAACCUCCAGAGGAUGAGGACCGUCACGGAAGAUGAGAAAAUGGGACUGGAGAAGCAAAGGCAAAAAUUCACAGCUGAAAUUGAAAUGCAGAAGUUUUCGGAGACGAAAGACGCUGAUCAAAAUGCUGAGGAACUCGCUAGGCUGAACGACCGAAUCGAAGGUGAAAAGCAACGUCAGAAUGUAGCUGAGGUGGAAGAGAAACGGGUCCAGGGGACACUCCACGACGUUGCGAAGAUCUUAUGGAAAUUUUGCGACAGACUCAGGGACGUGAACGACUCGUUCCUCCCGAUGACACCCGAAAAUCUGGAGGAUCCCUAUUGCUAUCUGCUACUCCUGGAAGAGAAGAUGGAAUCUCUGAUUGAUAUGAUGGGCGGCCAUGCGCAGUACGACCAAUGGAUCCAGGAAGCCUUUGUUGAUAAAUUCGAAACUCUAUCGACUGGAUCUGCAUCGGAGGCUAUUAAAGCAGUUGAUGCCGAGGCACGACCACUUUUUCCACGAUUCCCUGGUGCACCGACCCCAGCUGCUCAGCCUAUUCCAUCUGAGGAUGAGGAGGAAAUUCCCACUCGAAGUGUUCUCAAGAGACAAGCGCAAUUACUGGUUGAUACCAAGAGCAGAAGAAAGGGAUUUAAUUUCAGAAGAUAACGUUCUUUUGUUUAAGCUUUUGUUCGCAAUUUUUGUGACAGUUUUAAUAAAUAAAAAUUGGAAAUGAACCGCAAGGUUUCUUUAAUUGCUCCUGGCGAUGACAGAGUUUAUGGCAACUCCGAGAAUGAGGGUGUAGGAGAAGGCGAGUGGAAGAGAGAGAUUGUGCCGACGGAAUUUACAAGCAUUUCGGUCCCGUCUCGAGUGGUCCAGCAGCUCCUGGAGAAGAAAAAGAAUAUGCAUGAAGAUACUCUCCAGGAAAUGAAGGAAGAACUUAUUUUUAUUCAGAAAAAAUGGGGAUAUGAAUUUAAAGUGAUGGCAGACAGAUUGAUAUUCGAAAUUGAGGAAAUUCGAUGGGAAAUUCAGGACGUGUGGAAAAAUUUUGAGACAGAUAUCAAGCGGUUUAAUGUAGCUGAACGUCAAACGGUGAAUGCCAGAUUGACUUCUCUACUAGCAGUGGAAAAAUCCCUGAUUGAUGAGUUUCAUGUAGACCUACGUAAAAAUGAGGAAAAACGAACUGUGACUACUAGGAAAACGUUCAAAAAAUUCCGAAAAAAAUUGAGAUAUAUCGCAUACGUGCCACCGGGCUCUCUAAAGAUUCCGACAGAAGAAGAAAUUGAAGACUACAACGGAAAAAUUAUAAGAAAUUAUGUGAUUUGUGAAAAAUUGUAUUCAAUGUUGACCUUGAGUACAAAAAAUUUAGAAUCGGAGGUGCACGAUUGGCUGGAGGGAAUAAAAAUCCUGAGAGAAUAAAUAUCAUGAACUAGACUAGAGAGAGAAUGGAGUCCGGUCUGCGCAGUUCGUCAUAAAUCUUGAAAUCCGUUGGAUCAUCGGGAUCGAAUUCUAUAUCCUCUGCUGUUAUUUCCUCCUUAGGUUUUCGAAUACGAGGAGGAGCAGAUGGAGCUUGGCUCAAACACGAUUCCACCUUUUCUUUAACAUUUCUUUCACUGACCGCGCCAUCCACCGUGAUCGCAGAUUCACUUGCAUACCGAAGCA
Molecule: messenger RNA, 2950 nt
Organism: Diachasmimorpha longicaudata
Lineage: Eukaryota; Metazoa; Arthropoda; Insecta; Hymenoptera; Braconidae
Gene: CCDC151
Product: outer dynein arm-docking complex subunit 3
Exons: 12
Coding region: 287-1957 (556 amino acids)
Biological process (GO): outer dynein arm assembly; cilium movement
Cellular component (GO): ciliary basal body; ciliary rootlet; cilium
Source: RefSeq, a predicted model, not a curated record